AUGAGAGGGGCAAACCAGUCAAGUGUCUCCGAGUUCCUCCUCCUGGGGCUCUCCAGGCAGCCCCAGCAGCAGCAGCUCCUCUUCAUGCUCUUCCUGAGCAUGUACCUGGCCACAGUCCUGGGAAACCUGCUCAUCCUCCUGGCCAUCAGCAUGGACUCCCGCCUGCAUACUCCCAUGUACUUCUUCCUUAGCAACCUGUCCUUUGUGGACGUCUGCUUCUCCUCUACCACUGUCCCCAAGACGCUGGCCAACCACAUACUUGGGAGUGAGACCAUCUCCUUCUCUGGGUGUCUCACACAGAUGUAUUUUGUUUUCAUGUUCGUGGAUAUGGACAAUUUCCUCCUGGCUGUGAUGGCCUAUGACCGCUUUGUUGCUGUGUGCCAUCCCUUACACUACUUAACAAAGAUGACCCCCCAGCUCUGUGCCCUGCUGGUUUCUGGGUCAUGGGUCAUUGCCAACCUGGAUGUCUUAUUGCAUACCCUGCUGAUGGCUCGACUCUCAUUCUGUGCAGACAAUGCCAUCCCCCACUUCUUCUGUGAUGCGACCCCCCUCCUGAAACUCUCCUGUUCUGACAUCUACCUCAAUGAGAUGAUGAUUCUUAUUGAAGCAGGGCUGAUAAUGAUUGCUCCAUUUGUUUGCAUCCUGGUAUCAUAUAUCCUUAUCACUUGUGCUGUCUGGAGAGUCCCAUCCACAAAGGGAAGGUGGAAAGCCUUCUCCACCUGUGGCUCCCACCUGGCUGUGGUUUUCCUCUUCUAUGGCACCAUCAUAUUUCUGUAUUUCAACCCUUUAUUCUCCCACUCUGCUGAGACAGAUAUAGCAGCUGCUGUGAUGUUCACAGUGGUGACCCCCAUGCUGAACCCCUUCAUCUACAGUCUGAGAAACAAAGACAUAAGGGGGGCUCUUGGAAAAGUGGUUGCUAUGAAAUUUUUUCUACUCAACAAUGAAAUGGGCUAA
Molecule: messenger RNA, 954 nt
Organism: Equus quagga
Lineage: Eukaryota; Metazoa; Chordata; Mammalia; Perissodactyla; Equidae
Product: olfactory receptor 1F1-like
Exons: 1
Coding region: 1-954 (317 amino acids)
Biological process (GO): G protein-coupled receptor signaling pathway
Cellular component (GO): membrane
Molecular function (GO): G protein-coupled receptor activity; olfactory receptor activity
Source: RefSeq, a predicted model, not a curated record